GUCUUUGUGGGGCUUUUUAUUUGUCGAAUUUCUGGCGCUUGCAGUUGCAUCCGUAUGCUGUUAUGAUUAUAGCACGGUGGCAUAUUUUUUCUGCCAUUAAAAAUCAACACCGAAAUUCCGGAAAUCGACAGCCCCACUUCGACAGCCCCAGAAAGUGGAGGCAUUUAGUCGCAGUUGGUUUUCUCUUCUGGGAAGACGUAGGCCCUGUCACGAAAUUCGGGCAGCAGCUGCGUAAUUUCUACAUCCGAGGAGCAGGCAUGGAGAAGGACAACUACGACUACGCGCCGUUUUUCAUGAGGACCUUUCUGCAAGCCCCUGGCGUGACGACGACGAAAGACCCAGGAGUCAAGGAUAUUCUUGUUUUAUGAAUGCAAAUUAUGCGCUUCUGACAAUGACAUAAACUCUGGUGGGGCCGCUUGCCGCGCCAUACAGAUACACAGUAGAUAGAUCAAUGUUUCCCCAGUUUCGUUCCCUCUUCUAGAACUUCAACGAGCGCUCCCUCACGAUUCUCGCAAUUCAUGAGUUCAAGACUCUCAAAGAAGACGAGUCACUGCGUUGUCGUUCGUGUCUUGUUUUCUCUAAGUCACGUUGUUGAUAUGCAGCAGGAUUAUUGCAAGUAUGUGGAGACUCCAGAGAAGAAGAGCAAGUACUGUCCCAAGCAAAGCAGGACCUUUUCGCUGUCACCGCGAAAACUGUGGUCGGUGCCGGAGGUGGACGAUACGGCUGACGCCAUCGACAACAAAUACGUUUAAGAGCUACAUGAUCAAAUUAAUAGAAGCGUUAGCCUUAUGCUGCAGCACCAUACCUCCCCUGAUUAUCCACCAAACGAGUCAAUGCUCUUUAUUCUCGUGAAGAAGAUGAAGAACAGGCUCACUCAUGAAUUAUCUGAUUCUGAGGAAACUAAGUGUCCACAGAAGGUCACGGUCAAAGAUGUGAUUGUGGAUUGGACACCCCUAAUGCACUGCAUUGCCGAUGGGAACGUGGGAUGGGAUAGUGUUCACGCGAGACAGCCUCAAGUGCCCAGAUGGUCAGGACGAGUGCUCCUUAGAACGAGGUAUUCUGAAGUCUACCGUUUUCCCGACCCUUAGGUGCUGCUACUGGCAGGGUUUCAACUAAUUAACUAUUAUCAAAGUUUAAACUAAAACUAAUCCACUAUUUAUAUUGCGGGUUCGAGCUCGGCCUUGCUUCUCUCCUGACUAGUACCAUCACGAGUGCUGAGAGUGAGUGCAGCGUCUAUAGUUCUCUUCCCCCCUUCUCAACGUGACCUUCAAGCUCAAAGAUAAAUGAACAUCAGGGACUUCUAUGGAGCACUUCUUCUACAUACAUUAUUCAAAAGACGAGGGCUUUCUUAUAGGAGAAUAACCAUUCUAUUCUGAAAAUACGAAGCGUCCCUUCAACAAAGGUUUUGAUCAAGUGAUUUGACUCGAUAGAAGUACUGCAGCGGGCGCUCGUAAUCCACAUCCCAGGUAAGGACAAGAUUAUUCCCAGGCUGCUUGAGUCUGCGAUAGCGAGGCACGGGCAGGAAAACGUGCUUGAAUUCACGAAAACUACCGACGAUUGGAUGACCGAAAAAGAGGCGUGUGAUCGCGAAGUCGAUAGCUACGCGACAGCGAUAUUUAAUUAAAAGCAACGUAAGUACUAGUUCUAAUUAGUAACUAACAAAGAGAUCAUGCGUACGGCUCCGGGUCACCAUCAAGUAGGUCGUAAGUCGGCGAGUAAGCUAGGACGUAGCUGAGCAAUCUUCAUGCGCAGAAUAAGCAGGACGGAAGUAAUAGAGUAAGUGCUUUGAUUGGAGAUAGUUUUAGUUGUCGAGCUCUAAUACCAUUGUUCUUCUUUGGUUCUAUCAACUAUGUUCCUCUCCUCUCUAUCUUGUGAAAGAAGUCCGACAGCCACGAUGUCUUGGUUGUUCCCAUUCCCCUUUUCUAAUACGUUGGUUGCUGGCCAAUCGAGGAUCAAUUCGAUGUGGAGCACGCUGAAAACGAAGUGGGGCAUCCACUCGAGUGGCAUAUGCGAGAGCGGUUUAACCUCUCCGAGGACCCUGCAAAGACGCGGCUCACUGUCGUCGGGACGCAGAUCAACCGCUGCAUUCUCAAAGGAUCCCUUCACGCGAAAGAAAAGGGCUACAUUGUGCACGUCGGAACCGACGCUGCUUUUUCGUCCGAUGAGGCUUUCCAUUUUGACGGCAAAGCGCCAUAUGCUCCGCCACCCUCGAAAGAGUUUUUAAGCCUAAUCUAUCAGCAACACACUGUUUGGGAACUUCAUACAAGCGCCGUUUUUCCUUCUUGAGAAGCUAACUCAUCGAGAAGAAGGCUCCUCGUGUAUAAUUUCAGUAUGUGACGAAGAGAGUUCUCACGACGAACGCUCUUUUGUCCGUGUCAGGAGCCUGAGGCUUCUAUAUUUCUCCUUCUUACGGACCAUGGCAUUUCCUGCUUUCCCUGCAUUACCACUUCAAACAAGAUAUAUUUUGAUUCUUUCUAAUAAGAAUGCAGGAGCAUCCGCUCUCUGAUUAGGCAUCCAAGAUUUAUGCCGCGCCUUUGGGCGGGCCCGGUCGCGACGACGCACUGGAAAUUUUCGAGGUGGCAGGGAUCCCGGCCAAGACCGCUGAGGAGCUCACUCCGCAAUUAUCCGAAAGGCACGACAAGACCGCCAACAGCAUGGAUUGUCGCAGUUGCUUUUCAGAGGCCUCAAAACCAGUAGAGGACUUUAAUUUUCGAGGCACAGCAAAGAAGGCGUCUCGUGCUGUGACUGCGACGGCAGAUGUUGCUGUCGCCUGUUGCGAUCAGGGGGACAGCUGAGGUUGCUAUUUACACUAAAUCAGCUGGUACUUCGUAGUCGGUUGCAAUGACAAAAAACACACACACAAUUUCGUAAUGUUGAAUGGCCGUGAGCAUACUCGAAAUGCAACAAAGAUUGUGUAUGAUCUUCAUAGAUAGAUACAAAUUAUGCAUCAUUCUACAAGAUGAAGAUGAAGAAUGGAAGUCACCUCAUCUGAAAUUUCCAGUCGUUGACAUUGACAAUACUUCUAAAAUCUGAGGGAAGAGGAGAAGGUGAAGCUGAACUAUGAAUAUUUUUUGAUAGGUAUCUAACUCUCUUUACAAUCAAUCCCAAUGACUAUCGUUCUGUAUUCUACUGUUCCCUAACUAGCAACACAACAGUUCCUUGCCCACUUGAAAACGUGCACUAAGCAACAAUUACUCAAAAUCCAAUCUGUCACCGCGUAACUUUUUUCAGAGUAAACUUCCCCAACUAAAACCUGCAAACUAAACCCUAUGUAAGUAUUUGUAGCAAAAAAUCCCAGCUACUCUUGAGUAACUUUCUUCAGUUUUAGUUUCUCUAUAAGGUUUCUCUUUCUUAUUCUUUGUUUAAUGUUGAAUUACCCGCUCUACUAACUUAGUCAUAUCAGAAAGAAGCAGUACAAUUUUAUCGUUUAGCGAUAUAUAACACAUCUUGCACGACCAUCUCCCGCUACUAGGCACAUUCAUUCACUCACUCAUUCACGACUUGUUAAUCAAUUUAGUAAUGGUGUUCGUCUUCGUAUCCACCAUCCAUCAACUCCUCCAAAUUAGUACUGUCAACAGACAGGCAAAGAAUAAGAAAACGCAAGUAAGGAAGUGCGAGUGCAUCUCAGUGACCAUCUUCGCAGGAGGUGGGCGAGCUUGAGCCUUUUUGCAUGUUUGCAAAAAGAGAAUCAUUACAAGACGAGUCCCCGUGUAAGAGAAAGCGCGCGCUAGAAACUUUUUCAUGGUUGUGUUAGCAGUAAUCUAUCC
Amoebophrya sp. A25 is the source of this 3767-nucleotide messenger RNA. The record is from the annotation of a GenBank genome assembly. Lineage: Eukaryota; Dinophyceae; Syndiniales; Amoebophryaceae.